GAGAAUGUUGCUAUCCACCACCCAUGAAGAAAGGUCCUCAGCCUAAAACCUCAUCACCCGAACAACACUCACCUUCUUCAUCAGCCUCUUCUCUUGAUAAAACCUCUCAUCAAGUUUAUAAUACUUCUUCUUCAUCAUCAUCAAUUAAAUCAACAAGUUUAUCAUCACAUAGACACAAUCCCUAUCAAACAACAACACCUUCAUCAUUACCUUCCUCUCAUUAUGACAUUUCUAAUAAUUCAUCAGAACCUGCACCAUUCAAUUAUCAAAUCAUUGAUUUAUACUUUGAUGUUGUGAGUGUUGGUUGUCCUGUUUUACAAAGAGAUGCCAUGUUGAUGAUUUGUUCGAAAAGACCUGAGGAAAAUUCAAAGGCUGAGGAAGUGGCAAUGCUCUAUGCUAUUCAAGCAUUGUGUUAUCAAAGAUUGGGAAGAAAACUGGAAGGAAGGGCAUCUUUCAAAAUGGCAAGAAAAUUCCUGUCGGAUGUUUUUGACAUUUUGGAUAAUUUUCAAAUUGCUGCUACAUUUCUAUAUCUUGCAAAUUUUUGUAUUGGAGAAGGAGAACCAAAUCAGGCCAAGUAUUAUUUGAAUAGUGUUCAAUUUUUCAUUGAUCAAAAUAAGGAACAAUUGGCAAAUGAUGAAUUGUUUGGAAAUUUGUGUAAAAUGUUCAUGUAUAUUGGAUUGUUAAUGAAGGAGGAUGCUGUUAUCUUCUCCAAUGAUGAAGGUCUUCAAGAAGGGGUUGGCACAGAUUUAAAGAAACAACUCAUUCUUUCAGAGAAGGCUCUUGUAGUCAUUUAUCAAUUCUUUGUCUUUUUCACACAACAUAUUUCAGAUGGUGAGUGUGGAAAGACAGUUCCACCAUCUACUUCUGAAAGUAUUUUACAGGAAUACAUUCUAACAAUCAAUAGUCAGGCAAUACAAUACAAUAGAUAUCAAUUGGAGAGCUCUCCAGCCAAAUCAAGUGUUCACAAACUUUUACACUUGUUUAUCAUUGAUGGAUUGAGAUUGGGAAUAUUAUUGAAAUCACCUAAUAAUGCUGAUGACGCUAUCAUUGAAAUUGCCAACAGAGUCACCAAUUAUUCCACCUUAAUGUACUUUCCUUAUUUACCUUCCCAUAUUAUCUCUGUUGUCGCUAAUGCAGCAAGAGUUCACCUGGCAAUUGUAAAACAAAUACAAAGAAGGGAGCGAUUUGAUAAUGGCGUGGAUUACCAUGACAUUAUUAGGAAAGAUCACAGAGCUUUAACCAUACUCGCUGACAGAUAUACCAUUGCAGAAAACAAGGCAAGAACUCUUGUUAAACAAUUACGUGAUGAGUUGGUAGAACGUGAAAAUCAAUUGGCUAGAAUGUACCGACAACCAACCCAGCAACAAUCUCUGCCUCAAUAUUCUGCCAUUGAUUUGCCAAAUGUAAUUCCAAAUGAUGAGGAAUCUUCACAAAGACUUGAAGAAAUGCUUGCCAAUAAUCCUGGUAUUGAUAAAUUGCCACCACUUCCAUCAUCAAAUGAGGAGCAAGCAUCUAGUCCAUUCCUAGAUUUUGACUUUUUCACCCCAUCCAAUAGUGAGAAUUUCUACACUGACCCACAAAUGUUACUGUAA
Molecule: messenger RNA, 1592 nt
Organism: Naegleria gruberi
Lineage: Eukaryota; Heterolobosea; Eutetramitea; Acrasida; Naegleriidae
Exons: 1
Coding region: 24-1592 (522 amino acids)
Source: RefSeq, a predicted model, not a curated record